AUGGACAAUUAUGUUGUCGGAGCAGAAUCUGAAAAAGGACCCAUUUACUUGUGCAAAACGCGACAUGAAGGCGAUAUGCUUUUGGGCCAACUGAGACCUGACUACACUGCUUGCACUGUAUCCAGCAGCAAGAGCUACACCGUAUUUGAAGUGCUGGAAAAUAUAGAAAACGCUUCAUUGAUCAUGUGGAAUUCUUGGUACAAAUUCAUUUCCAAACCCAGUGGUGCAGUAGUUGUAGAUUCAUCUCUUGAUUCUGUGUUUAUUGGUAGAGUUAAAGCUGAAAAAAGUUUAUCACACAAUAUUGGCCGGAUCAUAUAUGAAAGCACAGCUGGUAAUUUAAUUACCUUUGACGACCAAAGUAACGAACUGGAAGAAAAUAAAGGCGAAAUUUUGAUUGAAGUUGAACCAAUGAGUUAUAAGUUAGAAAACGUUGAGUUGGACUUGUCCACUCAGCACGAACGCCAGACUGAUCCCCAAAUAUACGAAGAAAGGAUCUUAAGAAACGAUGACGAGGUUGCCGCUACUGUCACUACUGAGAUAGAGUACAAAUAUAAUUACACUUUAUCUUGGGGUCACGGUCAUGGAAUUGCUAUUGGCCUAAAUACAACCAUAGAAAUGAGCGACGGAACCGUUUUCCCACAAAUAGAAUGGGCUAAUCCAUUCUCAGAAGAAAGAAAGGAAUUGUACAAAUUGGAAAAAUAUCUCGAGCCGGGAACCGCUUGCAACGUUACUUUCAGAGGUAACAAUACCGACCGUGACGUGCAAUAUAAGGGAAAAUUAGUUACCUUUUACAAAGAUAACAACGCGCGAUCGAGACAAAUGAGAGGUGAGCGGAUUGAGAACACCGUUGAAGUGGAAGCAAUAUACGGCGAGAUAUACUAUACUGUUAACAACACGCUGGUGCCAACGACGACCACUACCACUUCCACAACCACCACUACUACUACAACUACCACCCAAGCACCGAUGACGCACCCUCCAUCCGUCGAGAAGAACGACGUCGGCAUGAUAAUGGAUAGCAACGACAUUCUAGGUGAUAGCAGUGAAGACAUGGUUAAAGCACCUCCUGCAAAGGAAGAUAUCAAUCGCUCUGUUGUCGGAGGUUUGGGCAGCAAUCCUAAUAAAGCCAAUCGCGACGGAAUGGUUUUCUUAACACUGCUAAUACCAAUGUUUGCCCUAUUUCUA
Brenthis ino (lesser marbled fritillary) is the source of this 1185-nucleotide messenger RNA. Lineage: Eukaryota; Metazoa; Arthropoda; Insecta; Lepidoptera; Nymphalidae. The record is from the annotation of a GenBank genome assembly.